Molecule: messenger RNA, 3538 nt
Organism: Oncorhynchus tshawytscha (Chinook salmon)
Lineage: Eukaryota; Metazoa; Chordata; Actinopteri; Salmoniformes; Salmonidae
Exons: 8
Coding region: 115-2451 (778 amino acids)
Biological process (GO): regulation of apoptotic process
Source: RefSeq, a predicted model, not a curated record
GAGGGACUGUCUAGUUGCAAAGCAUGUUGGGUACCGUAGUCCUCUAACCCUGCUGCGCGCUGCAACUUCUUCGAUACUCCACACAUUCAGGCUGCCUGCAAUGGAUCAGUAUACAUGGUGAUGGAAUUCCCCACAACGCCAGACCUAGAAGACCCAGGCCCAGUGGGGCCUCCAGGGGGGCAGAAGCAGCCUGUGAAGUCCCACCUGCUGGCCUCCAGAGAGCUCCUGGUGGCCUCCCUGUAUAACCUGGCUCCCCUGCUGGACAGGACCCUGGCAUCCGGCCUGCUCUCCCAGGAGAACUACUUUGAGGUGGGGGCAGAGAGGACCCCUCAGGGCCGGGCACGCAGGCUGCUGGAGGUUGUCCAGGCUGAGAUGGACGAGGCUGGGGCCAGAGGCUUCAUGGAGUGCCUCGGGAGAUGCAAGCAGCACUACCCGCGCCUCCGAGCCUGGCUCAGAACUGAUGCAGAUAUUCAGCGUGGACCCACAGAGCGUCAACUGCAGGCCCAGCUCAGUGUCCUGUGUGGCCGGUUGGGGUUCUCUGUCCUGCCAGUCUCCCUGGAGCUGUUCUCUAAUGGCACCCUAACUCAGUUUGAACUGGACCAGGUCCAGGCAGCGCCCACAUCUUACCAGCAGACCCACCAGCUCCUGUCCGUCUGUCUGUCCAAGGGAGAGAGGGCCUGCUGUAGCUUCUACCAGGCACUGGGCAGCGAAGACCCACAGCUGGCCUCAGACAUCAGUGUGGAGGAUCCUGGGGUGUGUAGUACUCCUGUGGAAGUGAAGGAUGAUGGGUUAUGUAGUACUCACACUGCAGUUGAGACCAGACAGACUGAUGGGGAAGGUCUGUCUCUCCCAGACACCCACAUACUCUCGGAUGUGCUCCAGCAGGUGCUGUCCCUGCUGGCUGUGGCUCCAGGUGAGGGGGCCAGGCUGAAUGUGUGUGAGCUGGGGGUGGCAGUGGGUCUACCCAGGAGGACCGUCAGAGAGUGCCUGUUGGAGGAGGUUGAGGUGGGGGACAUCGUUCAGCUCAGGGCCCUGGUCACCCUCUUCCUCAGUAAGACCCAGGAUGCCUCUAGGCUGCUAAACAGGGUGGCAGAGUGCACAGCACAGCGGGUGCUGCUCUCUGAGAGGGGAUGUAUGUUACUGAAGCUGCUGUCUGUGGCUGAGGCCUUUCUCCGCACUGGGGACCACCUGCAAGCUGGGGACCACCUCUGUACUGUGGACCACCACCUGCGAGCUGGGGACCACAUAGACAAAGUGUGGAACAUCUUUAGCUUGGUCCUGUGGGACAGCAUGGCAGAGGCUCUGGAGGAUCCUGGGGCUGCAGUGGAAUCAUUGUGGGAACCUAGGGAUGCUGUCCGUCUGUUACGAGACAGUGAGAGAGUGGAGACAGAGCUUCUCCAGGAGUUGGAGGAAUGUUGGGCAGACGGGGGAACUGAGAGCCUGUUACAGAGUGUUACAGUACUAGCUCAGUUGCUACGUGAUCUCCACCCUCUUCAGGACAGUCUGCGCCUCUCCCCUCCUGAAGAGGGGGCUGUGUACCCCUGCCGCUCUCGCAGACUCCAUAGAGUCACCCGUUUCCAGGGCCUGCCUGCACGGGUCAUCCGCAAAGCACUGGGACACGGAGCUCCCUCCAAACACCCAGUCCCAGCUGGUCUCCCCAUCCAGUACAGAGAUCUCUGCCUCUGCAUCACACGUCUGCUGGACAGGGUGCACCCACAAGAAAGCACUACCUCCAUAGAUCUCUCCCAGGCUCCUAUUGCUACCAUCAGCCAGCACAUCUGCUCAACCCUGGCCCGGCCGGCGUUCGGCCCCCAGAGCUUUGAUGCUGGUGUGAGACACAGGGUUCUGUCUGUGGUAAAGUAUGACCCGGUCAGGUGGAGCCUGCUUAACUUACAGGAGCUGCAUAAAGACACUCUGUUGGGUCUGGAGAGCUACCUGAAGCCAGGGGAGCAUCACAGCUUCCAGCUUGUCCCAGAGAAAGUACGGAUCUUCGGAGGGCCAGAGAUACGCUGGGGAGAAAGGGUCAGGGGCCCAGUCGCCAUCGACAAUGGGAUAGAGGAAGUCCUCCAAUUUGUCACCUCCGAGCCAGCCUCCUUUCUUAUCAGUGUUAGCUGCCGCGGCUAUGACAGGGGCCAGUACUUUGAGGUACACGAGCCGCAGUGUGUGCGUGUGUCUGGACUGCAGGAGCAGGGGGUGGGCGAGGUGCAAGGUUUAGGGGGGACAGUGUUGGUUUUGGCAGUAGAGGGCGAGACAGUGUGGAUGAGAGAGGAGAGGCAGGGGAGGGCGUGCGGGACAGAGCUGGAGCAGGUGUCUCAGAGACACUCUGCCACACUACAGGACGGGGGCUGCUGCUUCAGGGUCACGACCCCAGGGACACGUUGCCAGGUCAAGUUCAUCUACAAGACAAGGAGGAUCUCUGCUGUGGCCGAGAGGGACUGUGAAGUUUUCUAAAACCCUAUUCGCACGGGACUAGUAUUAUUAUGGAACGUAGGUCAUGUAAUUAUUGCCCCAGCAUGUCCGUUUUACCCCAUGGACGAUUUGCACGGGACUAGUAUUAUUAUGGAACGUAGGUCAUGUAAUUAUUGCCCCAGCAUGUCCGGUUUACCCCAUGGACGAUUUGGACGGGACUAGUUUUACCAAACUGCCCCUGUAAAUGUUAUUUUUUUCUCAUUCAAAAUGUGACGUUAUGCCUGGAGGCUCUACUAUGGGCAUGAUGGUCUUCAGUUCAGAGAAAGUCAUAAUAAUAAUGCAUAUCAGUAAGAACCAUGAACUGUAACCUACACAGACACUUAAUUACCUGACGGAUCUGGCAAUUUAUCUUUUCAUUGGCACAAUAUCAUCCACUUCAUUUAAAAGAUAAGUUUGACUCUUUGAAAGUUGAUUUGUGAAGGAAAAAAACAGUUCAUUCAUCUGUAGUCUACGUGCAUAUAAUUUUGUUUUACGCAUCAAUUUGUUCCCAAAUUCUUACCCACACUGGGCGCAGUACCUGUUUAACUCAAAACACACGGAUGACAAUUCACACGGGAUUAGUAUUAUCAGAGUAGGUUUUAGGGGCUGGGAUAACAACCUUCCUGCCAAGUAAAAAUAACUGACAUGGCAGAUUCGGACAGGACUAAAAUGACAGAUGUGGUGAGUUGCGCUUGUGCACAUAAUUACAUUACCUGAGUUCCCCCGGUAAAACUAAUCCCAUCCGAAAUGGGCUGAAGUCUCACUUGGUGGGAUUUAAUACCAGAAGCAACAAGCUGGUAUUCAUGCAUAGAUUAUGGCACCCACAUGAUUGAAAAAGGUUCUUCAGCACCAGAACCAGAAAGCUGUCUUCACAUGUACAGCAUGAUGAGGUGUGGCGGACUCCAAUGUUAUUAAAUCCCAGCUAUAGAGCGAGACAUAGACCGUGUUCAUUUUCUCACUCACAAUCCUUGUUCAGUUAUUUAUCUAUCAACCUACACAGCAGCAUUAUGUUUUCUAUUUUUGUCCAACAAUGCACAGUACCUUAGCUGAUAUAGUUCAAUCAUAAUGUAAUUAAAAAAUUAAAUAGAAA